Messenger RNA from Limulus polyphemus (Atlantic horseshoe crab), 1333 nucleotides. RefSeq lists its product as uncharacterized. The record is from RefSeq and is a predicted model, not a curated record. NCBI's taxonomy places the organism in Eukaryota, Metazoa, Arthropoda, Merostomata, Xiphosura, Limulidae. Gene Ontology annotation, cellular component: membrane. Gene Ontology annotation, molecular function: glutamate-gated receptor activity. The coding region runs from base 101 to 1333 and encodes 410 amino acids. The transcript is spliced from 10 exons.
UCGGAUCUAUGUAUCACCACUAGCCAGUCACAUCUUAUCACUCAGUAAUGCUUCUGCAUCUUCUGAACACUGGUGGAAUUCAGUAGGACCUCUGAUACAGAUGUUAGCAAUGAUAACCGACGUUUUCCUUGUUUCGAUGCUUCUUCAUUUUGGAACUAGAGUGACUUGUCAAGAAUCAAAAGAUAUUUCCAUUAACAGCUGCUCCUUCUGCCACAGCAACCUCUCUGUCAGUUUUGUGGCACAUUUGAUGAAUUAUUUACCAAAAGGCGUAAUUCCUAUCCUUAUAUUUGACAAUGGAUGCACUGAUCAAGUUUCAAGUUCAAUAGUGGAGGAGAUAUACGUGACGUCAAAAGGAAUACUUUUGCAGUCCAUCACGUUUCAAUCAUCUGACGAGAUCGAUUCCGCAGUUACUAGACUACAAGAAGUUAUCCUGACGAUGUCCAAACGAACACAGGAAAUUUACGUCUUCUGUGUUUGUCUCCUCCAUCCCGAGCUCGUGCCACUAAUUGACAAGAUGUUCUACAAGUUUCCAUGGGUUAGGUGGGUAUUGCUAACUGUAGACAAUGAUCAUUCUUAUACAUCCGAUCCUUCGUUAUUCCAGAGGUAUCCAGUGUCAGCCUGCAAAAUCGCCCUGUCGUAUGAGGAAUCUUUAGCUAAUGCAUACUGUACCAGCAGACGUUGUAAAAAAACUGAAACCAACUUUAUCAUCGAUGGUCCCGAUAUUGAGAAUAAUAAUUGUAGCCAACGGAUACAAAUAGGAAAGUGGAUUUCCAAACGUCGGAAACUUCUACCCGGGAAAUCUAACGACUUCUUCCGUUUCACAAAACGCCCUCAUUUCAGUGGACGAGAAAUAACUGUAGCAUCAGUUCAUACUUUCCCGUUUUUCGCCCAUGAAUAUGAUUCAAAUGGCAAUUUGCAUGUAAAGGAAGGUAUUGAUUUAAAAAUGAUACAAGCUUUCGCUCAAAAGUUCAACUUCAGGCUACGCCAUGUGCCCUCUAUAGACAACAAAUUUGGUGCAAAACUGCCCAACGGAAGCUGGAAUGGUCUGAUUGGAAUGAUUCAAAGACAGGAAGCAGAAAUCGCUGUAAGUGAUAUAGGAAUGUCAAACUCACGUUCAGAAGUAAUAGACUUCACUUAUCCCUACGUAAAUGAUCAGAUUAAUUUUCUUAUACAAGCUCCUCGUGAAAAGCCUCGCGCUUUAGCUAUCAUCAGACCUUUCAGUUUGGAGUUAAGAUGCUUCAUGCUUCGAAAGUUACAUAUCAUCAACAUACAUCAGCUGUGUGAUCGUAUUCACGAUGUGGAGAUUGCCAUCUAUGCCGAAAUCACAACCUAA